ACUGGUCGCCGGCCCGGCAGCCUCGUCCCGAGUCCCGAGUCCCGAGUCCGGAGCGCGCAGCAGCGCACCGCCGAUCGCCGCCUGUCAGGAUUCACGCGGACGCGCCGGCGUAAGGCGCUAACGAUGUCUCGGCCAGGUCGCAGUCCACCAAGGACCGGAGCGGCAUGAGCGGGCCGGGAGCUUCGGGCGCGGGCCUCGGCUGCAUCGCCGAGUGCACCAGCGGCCUCACGGCGGACGAGCUGGACCGUAUCACCGACCACGUGCAGUGCACCCUGAGCAGCGCCCAGGGCCGCAGGAUCUUCCGCCAGUACCUGAGCGAGGCGCGCAGGCGCACCGACGUGGCAUGCCUCGAGCUGCACGAGCAGUGCUGCCGGGCUCUCGACGACGAGCGGCUCUCUCGGCCGGGCCAGGAGGCGGCGGGCGUCGAGCCGCUGCUCACCGACGUGGGCCGAGCGCUGAGCCUCGCUGAGGAUCUCGACGGCGUGCCGGAGAUCGACCUCGCGCUUCUGGAGCGCUACACCGAGGCGCUGGAGUCGCGCUCGAGAGACGCUCUACUCGCCGUCCUCGAGGAGACCAAGUCCCGGCUGAUGAACCAUUUGCGCCAGGCCCACAAGGGCUUCCGUGCCUACGCCAAGCAGCCUCGUCCUAGGACCGGCUAGCCGUCCUCCUGCUGGCUCGUCUCGUUGCGAGCCUCUCGUGGCUCAGCGUCUACUCCUUAGCAAUCUCUGCUACUCGCCAAGUGCAUUUAACCAACCCGCUCCAGUCUUUCAUCCUCUAUCGAUUCGCUGUUCGAGUGGGCACCUCGAUAGUCUUGCCGAUUUGCUUUCGGCGCGACUAAAUAGUAUGCGCGCACGUAUCAAUUGGCAACUCUGUCAAACAACGUUCAAUCCUAAGCAAACAAUACUUUCAGGAAAGACAACUCAACGAAUAUCCCGGCGUAUUUGUCAAUAAAAAUCAAAUAUAUAAAUAUA
Molecule: messenger RNA, 971 nt
Organism: Phymastichus coffea
Lineage: Eukaryota; Metazoa; Arthropoda; Insecta; Hymenoptera; Eulophidae
Exons: 3
Coding region: 165-659 (164 amino acids)
Source: RefSeq, a predicted model, not a curated record